CGUACCUCUCUACUCCUUCCUUCCAGGGUUCUUUCCACUUGCUUUUAUCGCCAGCUUCACCAUAUUUAAGCUUCCACAAUGGCCGAAAUGAGUGUCGUCUUCACCACAGGUGGAAACACAGGUAUUGGCUGGGAAACCUGCAAAGCGAUCUAUGCCUCGUCGAAUGCGCACACCAUCCUGAUGGGAAGCCGCUCUGUGGAGAAGGCAAAGGACGCCAUAGCCAAGAUCCAAUCCGAGGUCCCCAAAUCGAAAUCAGAGAUUGUACCUCUACAAAUCGACAUUGAAGACGAUGCGUCCGUCGAGAAUGCCUUCAAGGAGGUGGAGUCGAAGUACGGAAAGGUCGACGCACUCAUCAACAACGCAGGUGCCGCAUUCGACCCUGUCAUGAAUGAGAAACCCGGCGCUGCCGGCAUCCGCGAAGCCUGGGACCACACCUACUCCCUCAACGUAACCUCCACCCAAGUCUUCACCUACAAAUUCGCUCCCCUGCUCCUCAAAUCCGCACACCCACGUCUCCUGUUCGUAACCUCGGGCCUCUCCUCGCUCACCACUUGCUCCGGAGGUGCAAAUUCCGCCUUGGCGGGGCGGCCUGUCCCAGCGGGCUGGCCGAAACCGCCUGUGCCCAGCAUGAUCGCGUAUCGUAGCUCCAAGGCGGCGCUCAACAUGAUGAUGCUGGACUGGGCGAGGAUGCUCAAGGAGGACGGAGCGAAGGUCUGGUGUAUCAGCCCUGGGUUUUUGGCUACCGGGCUCGGCAGCAUAGGCGCCGACCAUUUGAAGAAAAUGGGUGCAGGAGAUCCCAGCCUUGGCGGGAACUUCAUCAAGGACGUGGUGGAGGGAAAGAGAGAUGAGGAUGCUGGGAAUGUCAUCAACCGGGAUGGAAUUCAGCCUUGGUAAUAGUCUAGCCACGGGCGGAGCGGAGAAGGAACGUAAGCUCAAAAGGAUAAUGCCCUGGGCCUUCGAUCAAUAAUGUAGAGCUAAUUCCUCUCUUGAGUGAAAAUUCUCGGAGGCAGUCGCGCAUCGUUUUCCUAGCACGU
Molecule: messenger RNA, 1034 nt
Organism: Trematosphaeria pertusa
Lineage: Eukaryota; Fungi; Ascomycota; Dothideomycetes; Pleosporales; Trematosphaeriaceae
Product: NAD(P)-binding protein
Exons: 2
Coding region: 79-894 (271 amino acids)
Source: RefSeq, a predicted model, not a curated record